GGAAGCGACGUAGGGCUGCGCCCGCGGUGUGAUGGAUUCGCAGCAGCAGCAGCAACAGCAGCAACUGAGAAACUUGCGGGACUUCCUGUUGGUCUAUAAUAGGAUGACAGAACUCUGCUUCCAGCGCUGUGUGCCCAGCCUGCACCAACGAGCUCUGGACUCUGAGGAGGAGGCCUGUCUGCACAGCUGUGCUGGGAAGCUGAUCCAUUCCAACCACCGCCUCAUGGCCGCUUAUGUGCAGCUCAUGCCUGCCCUGGUACACCGCCGCAUCGCAGACUAUGAGGCUGCCUCGGCUGUGCCAGGUGUUGCUGCUGAACAGCCCGGAGUCUCACCAUCAGGCAGCUAGCCAUCCCCAAUCCCAGGAGAGAAGGCACUGGAUGGACCCUCAGUUUGAAGGACCCAUUGGGCGUUAGGCUUCGUGAAGCCUGUACAGAGAGAAUGAGGGGCAGCCCGAAAGCUGGGUACUGUUGCUCCUUUUCCUGGAGCCAAUAAACCCGCUUUUUACUCCUGGUUUAUACUCUGGGCAGGGAACCCAUUUUAUUGUCACCAUCCUUUGUUCUGUCAUUUAGUGAAUAUCUACUGGCUUCAGCCCUGGCAGCUGAGAAAUUGCCUUCUCAGGUAUCUGGUUAAAACAGGGUCUGUGGGUACAAUUUUAAGGUUGGUAAUAGCAACAGGAAGUUAGUUUCUGUCCAGAUGAUAGAGAAAAUGGGAGUUCUGUCUGGCUGACCUUAAGUCUGUCUGACUUGAAUGGCUCACCUGUGAGCCGUUGGUUCAUAAUUAUUUUUCGUGGAUUAUGUCUUACAAGAAAGAAGUGUUCUGGAUCUAGGGAAAGGAGGAGAUAUCUAAGAACAACAGAUUAAAAAACCACAGGGCUUUAAAGUACUUCCUAGGAAGUCAGUGGCCACAGAACAGAGGUGAAACCUGUAAGAAUUCUGGAGUGUUCUGAAACUUAAGCCGUUUUCCCAGGUUAUUUUUUUUUAGUAUUUCCUGUUUUCCCAGGAUGAGCAGUAAAACCUUUAAACAAAGAA
Galeopterus variegatus (Sunda flying lemur) is the source of this 1028-nucleotide messenger RNA. RefSeq names its product translocase of inner mitochondrial membrane 10 homolog B (yeast) (gene TIMM10B). Gene Ontology annotation, cellular component: mitochondrial intermembrane space chaperone complex. The transcript has 3 exons. The record is from RefSeq and is a predicted model, not a curated record. Bases 32 to 346 code for a protein of 104 amino acids. Lineage: Eukaryota; Metazoa; Chordata; Mammalia; Dermoptera; Cynocephalidae.